Molecule: messenger RNA, 4359 nt
Organism: Dunckerocampus dactyliophorus (ringed pipefish)
Lineage: Eukaryota; Metazoa; Chordata; Actinopteri; Syngnathiformes; Syngnathidae
Product: interferon-induced GTP-binding protein Mx-like
Exons: 13
Coding region: 193-2052 (619 amino acids)
Biological process (GO): defense response to virus
Cellular component (GO): membrane; nucleus; microtubule
Molecular function (GO): GTPase activity; GTP binding; microtubule binding
Source: RefSeq, a predicted model, not a curated record
CGCAUAAGUCUGAGGCACAUGAAGACUUACAAGAAGUAGAAUUACUUCUGCGAGUCAUUAUGGAAUAUAACACAACAAAAUAUCAGGAGAGUGCCGACUGAGUGUGCUCCAUCACUGGUGCUGCCGCUUGCAUCGUCCUCCCGCUGAGAUAUUUAAGCGUUCAUUUUGUUGGCGCACAGCGAGUCAUCAACCAUGAACUCUUUGAACCAGCAGUACGAGGAAAAGGUGCGUCCAUGUAUCGACCUUAUCGACUCGCUUCGCUCUCUGGGUGUAGAGAAGGACCUAGCCCUGCCUGCCAUUGCCGUCAUCGGAGACCAAAGUUCCGGCAAAAGCUCAGUCUUGGAGGCGCUGUCCGGGGUGGCAUUGCCUAGAGGAAACGGCAUUGUGACAAGAUGUCCUCUGGAACUGAAGAUGAAGAGACUGAGAGAAGGAGAGCAGUGGUAUGCACAGAUCAGCUAUCAUGAUUAUAGCGAGGAAAUCAAGGACCCGGCACAUGUGGAGAAAACAAUUCGCGAGGUUCAAGAUGAAAUGGCUGGCGUCGGGGUAGGGAUCUGCGAUGAUCUCAUUACUUUGGAGAUUUUUUCUCCCAAUGUUCCUGACUUGACGCUCAUCGACCUACCUGGCAUCACCAGGGUGGCUGUAAAGGGACAGCCAGAGAACAUUGGCGACCAGAUAAAAAGACUGAUCUUAAAGUUCAUCACCAAACAAGAAACCAUCAAUCUGGUGGUAGUGCCAUGCACCAUGGACAUUGCAACGACAGAGGCGUUAAAGAUGGCACAGGAAGUGGAUCCGGAAGGAGAAAGGACUUUGGGGAUCUUGACUAAACCUGACCUUGUGGACAGAGGCACAGAAACAACGGUGGUUGACAUUGUCCACAAUCAGGUCAUCCACCUAAGGAAGGGCUACAUGAUCGUCAGGUGCAGGGGUCAGCAGGAGAUCACUGAGAAGGUGUCUCUCCCUGAAGCAAUAGAGAGAGAGAAAGCCUACUUCACUGACCAUGUGUAUUUCAACACGCUUUACAGUGAAGGCCAUGCCACUGUUCCAAAGCUGGCUGAGAAACUCACCCUGGAGCUGGUGCAUCAUAUUGAGAGGUCUCUGCCUCGACUUGAAGAGCAGAUAGUGGAGAAGCUAGCACAGACUCAGGCAGAGCUGGAUAAAUGUGGCACUGGUCCUCCAUCUGAACCAUCCGGGAGACUUGUCUUCUUCAUUGAUAAAGUGACAGCAUUCAUCCAAGAUGCCAUCAGCCUCACAACAGGAGAGGAGCUCAGGUGUGGAGAUCGUCUGAAUGUAUUUUCAAUGCUCAGAAGAGAAUUUGGCAAGUGGAAUGCCCACCUGGACAACUCAGGAAAGAAAUUUAAUGAAAAGAUGGAAAGCGAGGUGGAGAAUCAUGAAAAUAAGUACCGUGGUAGAGAACUUCCUGGUUUCGUCAAUUACAAGACUUUUGAGGUCAUGGUCAAGGAGCAGAUCAAGCAGUUGGAGGAACCAGCUGUAAAGAAGCUCAAAGAUAUAGGAGAUGCUAUUAGGAAAGUGUUCAUGCAGUUGGCUCACAGUAGCUUCAGCGGAUUUCCUCACCUCCUCAAAACAACAAAGGCAAAGAUUGAAGCCAUUAAGCAAGAAAAGGAGUCAACUGCGGAGACGAUGCUGAGGAGUCAGUUCAAAAUGGAGCUGAUGGUUUACUCUCAGGAUAGGACCUAUAGUAACACUUACAAUGACAACAAGAGCCACGAGUGUAAGGAGGAGUACCCCGAGGAGUACGUGGAGGAUGAUCCGUUGGACUGUUAUGUUACGCUGCAGCAACUGAAGUUACAUCUGAGGUCCUAUUAUAAAAUUGCCAGCCAGCGUCUGGCUGACCAAAUCCCGCUUGUGAUUCGCUACCAGAUGUUGCAGGAGUCUGCUGUACAGCUGCAGAGGGAGAUGCUGCAGGUGCUACAGGACAAGGACAACUUGGACUUACUGCUGAAGGAGGAUCCUGACAUUGCCCUGAAGAGGAGUACUUUGCAGAGUCGUCACCAGCGCCUCAUGAAAGCCCAUGCAUACCUCGUGGAGUUUUAGAGUUCACACCAUUAUCGCUGAAUCUGAAUGUCUUACGUUUUCGUAGAUUUUUUAUUCAUCUUCUUCCAGAAAGUAGCCAUUUAUACUCUUUAUAAUCAUAGUUAGGACCUGGCUGUUACAUACAUCCAUCUUGCUGUUCAUUUUAGGGGAAUACUCUUGCAAACAUUUUAUCAAAUUAGGAUUGACAUAAAAAAUGUUGCUGUCUUAUAAUUGUGUUGCAAAAUGUUGGUUUAUAAUAAGUUGAAGCUGAGAAUACAGUUAAUAAAGAAUCUGACAUUAAGAUUCUUAUUUUUUAUCAAGAAAACAGGCUGGGUUGUACAGCAUCUGGCCAAAAUGAGACCUAAUAUGUUUCAGUAGGCAAUAAGUUAACCACCCCUAAGUGUGUAGCUGUCAAGUGGGAAAGACAUCCUAUGAUUUUAGAAAAAUAUGUUACAACCAAGGAAAUGACUCAGUACUAAAAGACUAAAAUUACUAAACACUGGUCAUGAAAGAGCAGAUAGAAUAGAAUAUUAUACCCUGUACGAAAUUGGGACCAACAGGUGUACUACCGUAUUAAAACCACCACAAAUCAGUACAACUACAAUAAUAUACAGUCAUUGAAAAAAAAUAUCAGAACACCCUUGUUUCUUCCGUUUCUCGUUCAUUUUAAUGCCUGAUACAACUAAAGGUACCAUUGUUUGGACAAACAAUGACAACAGAAAUAGCUCAUAAGAGUUAAAAUGUUUCAGCAGUACAAUGCUGUAGCUAUUCUUUUAGGAACUUAAGUGAUUUUGGUUAUUAUCAAGAAAACAUGGAAGUUGCUAGAUAUCAGCUCUUAAGUUAAACUCUUAUGAGCUAUGUUUGUUAUCAUUAUAUCUACCUUUAGUUGUACCAGGCAUUAAAAUGGAUGAAACUGAAGAAACAAGGGUGGUCUGUGCAUACUUUUUUCAGUCUCAGUUACAACUGAGUAUUGGUAAAGGUAGAAUUUUUGAUACGGCUCUUCUUGUGUUAGAUGUUAACACUUUACAAGCGGCAUUUACAAUUUCAAAGAAAUGCUGAUUAAUUUAGAAUCUAUCCAGAAGAAAACAAAGUUUUACAAUUCCCUUAAAAAGCAGAUUUUUUCCAUGUCGCCGUUUUGAAAAAAAUGGCGACACAGAAUGAAGUCAAUCUGCCCCACUGUGUCCAACAAGUGUUUGACUUGCCACACCAUGCAUCUCAUUAUCCCGUUGUUGGAAGUACAGCGACCCCUCAUUUAUCAUGGUUAAUUGGUUCCAUACUUGACUGUGGUAAGUGAAUUCGGCAAAUAAGAUUCCUGCUUUAUACAUUGAAUAUUUUCAAAGUAAGAGCAUAUUAAACCUUUUUACAACCUUCUAAAUAUGUUUUUUAACAUUAGAGCCCUCUACACAUGAAAUAACAUGGCCGCAACAGUAGCCCAUGUUUGUAUUAGGGAUGAUUGUGCUCCUUGUGUGGUAAUUCAAACCUGCAAUAAAAGCAUGGUGUUUUGGUGAUCAAGUCUGGUGCUUGACAACUGUAGAGUCGCUGAGUGAAGGCACGCGCAUGCUGGGUUCUCUGUAACAAGGCAAAGGCAACAAAAUGCCUACUGUUCUGGCUCUGAUACGCCAAUAUUGUUGGACGUGAAAGAAGCUAUUUGAGGUGCUUCCCAGUAGCGUUUUGAAUAAGAUGCAUGGUGGUUGUCUUGUUAACUGUUUAGAUAUACUCAAAAAGUCGGUAACGGUUUGAUGAACAACUUGAAUGAGAGUUAUUUUAACAUUUAUUCAAAAAUACAUAAAAAAGGAACACAGAAAUUGAAAAUCUGUUUCAUUUUGUAAAGUCCAAAUGAAACAACCUCAUUCGGCACUCUCUGUCGGGCUCUGCUGAUUGUUGUCAUCAGUGUCGGACUUCUCGUCAUCUAUGGAGAAGAUAAUGACUAUUAGCAAUGAUGCAACAGGUGAACACUUUAUUUUUUGUUGAGGAAGUUGUAAAUGCUGAAUUACAAUGAAAUGCAAUGACAAGCAAAAAAACAAAAAAAUCCUUGUUUACUCACUUUCAAGGGUCUGCUGUAGUUCCUGUAUGGUACUGAGGAGCACAUGGAACUGCUUUUUCCGUAGUUCCAACUAAAUAGGACCAAAGGAAGUUUGACAUUGAAAUGAGUUUUGAUUUUAAAGAAUUGUUUUAGAGUAGAGGAACACUCGAAAUAGUUUACCUUUGCAUCCACAUUCUCCUUGAUGUUUGACAGCUGCUGGAGUUCUUUGUCAAGCGCCUCCAGCUGUCUGUAAGCAGAUAAUAUAAUUACCAUUAACUGCUCUCACACAGUGAGUAAAGAAAUCG